This is a messenger RNA of Euleptes europaea (tarantolino), 536 nucleotides long. It is a transcript of the gene PLGRKT, whose product is annotated as plasminogen receptor with a C-terminal lysine. Gene Ontology annotation, cellular component: plasma membrane. The record is from RefSeq and is a predicted model, not a curated record. The transcript has a single exon. Bases 20 to 415 code for a protein of 131 amino acids. Lineage: Eukaryota; Metazoa; Chordata; Lepidosauria; Squamata; Sphaerodactylidae. Gene Ontology annotation, biological process: positive regulation of plasminogen activation.
CUGACUGUAGGAAGUUAAAAUGGGAUUCAUCUCUUCAAAGUCAAUGAAUGAAAAUAUAAAGAAUCAGCAGGAAUUCAUGGUCAUGAACUCUAGACUCCAGCUGGAAAGGCAACUCCUGAUGCAAAAUCAGAUGCAAGAGAGGCAGGUGGCUAUGCAAAUUGCUUGGUCAAGAGAAAUCCUCAAGUAUUUGGGGGCAUUUUUUGGACUUGCAGCUGUGGGUCUUACAACUGGGGUUAUUAAAAAAAAAAAGAAUCCUGGACUUUUCCUUCCAAUGGUUCCUUUAAGCUUUAUACUUGCCUACCAAUAUGAUAUGGAUUAUGGAUCACUUCUACAAAGAAUGAAAGGUGAAGCAGAGAACAUACUUGACACAGUCUGCACUAUGCUAAAAAUGCCAAAAGGACCCCUCACUUUUUAAGGCCUUGAAAAAGCCAAAAGAGCACAGAACAAGUUUUUUUUAAUUGAAAGAUAAUUUGCUCACACAGCAGUGCUACAGAGAAUAAAGACACAUAUUUGUAAUCAUGUUGCUGACUUAAAUG